GUUUUCGUACAGGAUUUGCGCUAUCAGGAGGACAGCCAUUGUUCGCAAACUGCAGGGCUCGGAUCGCCUUAUGUUGUUUUUUCGGGGCCUUUUCUUCCGUCAUUUCAUAUCAUACGGAAGAACACCAACGAAUGGCGUUGGAUGGAUGCAUGUGUGUUAUAAAAUGCACCGCUCCUUGUCGCACUUGUGCUUAAAUAAAUAUGCACUUCGCGGGAGGUGGAGAACUAUAGCAUGACACCGAAAAAGGCGCCUGGAAAAAAGACGCAGACGUCAGAGAGAGACCUCGCCUGCUAACCAACGCGUGUUGUUAAAUUGUUAUUGCAAACUAUUCGCAGCGUUGUUUUGCGGGCAUCCCAUAUGGACUGUGCGACGGCGUGGGUGGUAUGCUGCUGGUAGCUGCUGGACGAUCAUCGGCUUUUUACUUUUAAACACCGUGCCUUGGCGCAAAGGAAAGGAUUUGCUUUUAUUUAAGGUCCUGCGACAAUGAACGAGCAGGAGGCUGGUGUGGUGUCGUUUGACGAAUAUGUGCGCCAGAAGGCCAGGACUGUACCCCAGCACAGGAUGAAGGAGUUCCUGGAGUCCCUCUCCAAGGGCCCCGAGGUGCUGCAGGAGUUCAGUCAGCAGGGAGGAGGGGCCGCCACGACAACCACCACUACCACCACCACAGCCAUGGUGUACCAGGAGCAGACCAACAACUGUGUCUACACUGACAGCACUGAGGUGGCAGGCUCCCUUCUGGAGCUGGCUUGUCCGGUACAGUUGACCUCAGCAGAGAUUUCCCCUCAGCUUUCCAUGCAUUCAGAACCUGAACAACAGCUUCAAGUGCAGGUUCAGAUCCAGGAGCAGCCGGUUCUGCAGAUGGCAGCGUCCUCUCAACAGGACCUGCAGGGACUGUCAACCUCUCAACUUGUGCCCCAGGAAGGGCUCACAGAGGAGCAGAAACAGCAGAUUCAGGCACAGCUGGUAGCAGCUGUGGGCGGAGAGCAACAGAUUCAGUUGGCAAGUGGGCACCAAAUCCAGCUGCAAGGUACACAACAGAUACAACUAGCAGACGGCCAGCAUAUUCAGCUCGAGGCUGGCCAACAGAUCCAGCUACAAGACGGGCAGCAGAUCCAGCUCCCAGGUGGCCAACACAUUCAGCUUCAGGGCGGUCAGCAGAUUCAGCUACAAGACGGGCAGCAGAUUCAGCAAAUCCAGAUACAAGACGGACAACAGAUCCAGCAGAUCCAGCUACAAGACGGACAACAGAUCCAGCUACAAGACGGACAGCAGAUCCAAAUACAAGACGGACAACAAAUUCAGCUACAAGAUGGACAACAGAUCCAGCAGAUCCAGAUACAAGACGGACAACAAAUCCAGCUACAAGACGGACAGCAGAUCCAGAUACAAGAUGGACAGCAAAUCCAGCAGAUCCGGAUACAGGACGGACAGCAGAUCCAACUACAAGAUGGACAGCAGAUCCAGCAAAUUCAGCUACAGGGUGGUCAACACAUUCAGCUCCCUGGGGGACAACAGAUCCAGCUACAAGAUGGACAGAUUCAGCUAAUGGGAGGACAGCAGAUCCAACUACAAGGAGGACAGCAGAUUCAGCUACAAGAUGGACAACAGAUCCACAUCCAAACCAUAGAGGCCAUAUCUCCUUCCCAGCAACAGAACUCUCCCAGGGAGACAGACCGGCGGGCCAGUAGCGUCUCCUCUGUCCUCCCACCCGUCAAGAAACGCAAGGUAGACACUCCUUUGACGGUGUCCUACGCCGUCCCACAGGGGCAGCAAGUGGCCACGGUCAUUGCCAUCCCUCAAGGGCAGCAGCAAAGCUAUGUGUCCCUGCGGCCCGAUUUGCUCACCGUUGACAGCACUCAGCUGUACGGCGCCACGGGGACAAUCACGGGCCCCACAGGGGAGACGUGGACCAUCCCCGUGUACUCCACCGCUCAGCAGCAGGGUGUGACUCACAUCGCCAUACCGCAGGAGACGUACAACACGGUGCAACUUGCCGCCGCCAAUGGCAAGCCCGGCUCCUCGGCCAGGUCUGCGGACGUGUCGAGCGGGACGCAGGAGGAGAUAGUACAGACACUGUUUCCCGCACAGUUUAUGAACGGGAACAUCCACAUCCCGGUAGCUGUGCAGACCGUAGGAGGGACUUACAACACGACACAGUCAGUACACAUAUGGGACCCCAAUCAGCAACAGAGCCAAGAAGAUGGACAGGAACAACAACAACUGCAGCUUCAGGCACAAGGAGAGACGGAGGGCAAUGCCGAACCCUCCACAGAAAUUCUAGUUCCAGUCUCUCUGAAGCCCGAAGAAGGCCUGGAGGUGUGGCGCCUUUGGGUAAAGCGGAAAAAUGCCGAGCUAAUCAAGCAGGACAAGACAAAGCUCGCACCCAUCGGACGUCGCCAACCGCUGCGUUUUCAAGAAGACUUGAUCUCCAGCGCGGUAGCCGAGCUGAACUUGGGUCUUUCCCUGAUGACGCAGGAGGCCCGAGGAACAGAGGAUGAGGAGUUUGCUCCAGAUGUUCUCUAUUACGUAUUCUUGUGUAUACAGAAGUAUCUCUUUGAAAACGGUCGUGUGGACGAUAUUUUCUGCGAUGCGUACUACACUCGUUUCUGUGAGAGCUUGCAUAAAAUCCUGACUGGAUGGAAGCCCAGCGUGCAUCAUCUAGGUUACAUCAUUCCCAGUCAUGUGACAGAGGAGAUGCUGUGGGAGUGUAAACAGCUUGGUGCACAUUCACCUGGCACCUUGUUAACAACUCUAAUGUACUUCAACACAAAGUGUUUUCGUCUGCUGACAGCUGAGCAACACCUGAGGGUGGCCUUCUCCAAGGUGUUGAGACACACCAGGAAGAACCCCACACACACCAAGGACAAAGCAACCACCAUCCGCCUUCUGAAAGGCCAAAGUUCACAUAAAGAAGACUUGUACGACGAGCAGGUGGAAGAUCUUGAGAAUCCUCUCCGUUGUCCCAUCAAGCUGUAUGACUUUUAUCUCUUCAAAUGCCCUCAAAGCGUCAAAGGCCGCAACGACACGUACUACAUGACUCCGGAGCCCGUCGUGGCGCCAAACAGUCCCAUGUGGUACUCCUCUCAGCCCCUCUCCAUUCAGCAGUUGGAGCAAAUGCUGGUGCGCAUCUUGGUGGUGCGAGAGAUCCAGGAGAUCAUCGGCGCCGGUUCCGAGAGCUAAAAAGGAGCGAAAGAGGACUGACUCAGAGCGAAAGGAAUAUUGGAAUUCCGUCACCGAUUGCUGACCCCGCAGUCCUCCCCCCAUCAUGACUUGAUGAACUUGCCGACUCAACAAUCACAUGGAAACGCUAAUGAACGAGUGAGUAAGUGAUUUAAGUCAGUUAGCGACCCAGGACUGUGAUGAAGUCUUUUCAAGAUGAGGAUAUUUAACCGUUUACUCUUCUUUAACCUCAUUUUUUUUCAUUUUUGUUUUGUUUUGUUUUGUUAUCAUCUCAACCGUCUUGCAGGGACCACUGCUCACCUUUUUUUUUGUAUUCUGUGUUGAUAUGUAUAAAGACGACCUGGUGCCUGUU
This is a messenger RNA of Dunckerocampus dactyliophorus (ringed pipefish), 3532 nucleotides long. RefSeq names its product transcriptional regulator QRICH1-like. The record is from RefSeq and is a predicted model, not a curated record. The transcript is spliced from 12 exons. Lineage: Eukaryota; Metazoa; Chordata; Actinopteri; Syngnathiformes; Syngnathidae. The coding region runs from base 484 to 3180 and encodes 898 amino acids.